CAACUCUUAAGUGGGGACUUUAGUUGGGAACAAGUGGAGAACAUGACAGUCUACUUAACGCUCUGUCUCCGAAGAGCCUGACUACAGGAUAGUCAUUUAUUUAUCUUUUUUAAUCCUCUCGGUCCUUUUUAUAAAGUUACUCGGAGUCAGUUUGGAGUGCGAAGUUACUGUAAACACCCCAAAGCUGGACGGUCGCCUGGCUAGUUAGCUAGCUAGCUAUCUGAAGUAGUUAGCUAGUUAGCUAUCUGCGUUUAGCGUAAAAAAGAAAGAAAGACAGAAGAGACAGAAAGGGAAAAUGGAGUUGGAGGACGUUGUUCUGUAUCAGGAGGACGCGGGAGGUUCCUCCAUGAUGUCGGAGAAGGUGUCCGGCUUGGCGAGCUCCAUCUACCGCGAGUUCGAGCGGCUGAUCGGGAAAUACGACGAGGACGUGGUGAAGGAUCUGAUGCCGCUGGUGGUGGCCGUGCUGGAGAACCUGGAUUCGGUGUUCGCGGAGAACCAGGAGCAUGAUGUGGAGAUCGAGCUGCUCAAAGAGGACAACGAACAGCUGAUCACUCAGUACGAGAGGGAGAAAGCGUUAAGGAAAGGAGUCGAGGAGAGGUAUAUGGAGAUCGAGGACUUGCACGAGCAGGAGAGGAAAGAGCUGCAAAACAAAGUGAUGACGCUGGAGGGACAAACCAGACAACUGGAGCUCAAGACCAAGAACUCAGCAGACCAGAUUGGAAGAUUAGAGGAGAGAGAAGCAGAACUGAAGAGAGAGUACAAUGCACUCUAUCAUCGCCACACCGAGAUGAUCCAUAGUUACAUGGAGCACCUGGAGCGUACCAAAAUGCAGCAGCUGACAGGGGGGGAAGUCACAGACACAAUCACUUUGAGCAAACAUAAAAAGGAGCGGCCCGUGUCUUUGGGGAUCUUCCAGCUGCAGGGCGGAGAUGUGAGGACCCCCGACCUGCAGAGGGAGCAAGCGGGGACUCCAGGGACGGACACAUGGAGGUUCAACGACUUGAGUCAUCCUCUUUCCAACACCAGCCUCAAGCUAAAAGCAGCUGAAAGCAAGAAUAAGAGAUCCUACAUGACUUUGGAUUUCCCCUGGACCGAUCUCACUAAGGAUGAACUCGCAGACGCCAAUCAUAGAGGCUCCAAGUCGGCCACUCCGACGUCCACGGCGUCUUCGGCCGCUGCGUCGGCAUCUGUAGAAGUGUCCCAGACUAAAGCGUCGGAGGGACUGAACAGAAACCUGAACUCCAGCAGCAUGAAGCCGGACAGCAGGAAGAACAUUAAAAUACAGGAAGCUGUAGCUACAGAGGUGCUUCCUAAAGAUGUCAUGGAGAACACUGAGAAAUCAGAGGUGCAGGCGAUUAUUGAGUCCACCCCGGAACUUGACAUGGACCUGAGCGGCUGCAAAGGCUCCAGCACUCCUACUAAGGGGAUGGAGAACAUAGCUUUUGAACGCAACACCGAUUCCCUGUUUGAGGAGCUCUCAUCAGCAGGCACAGACCUCAUCGGAGAUGUUGACGAGGGCGCUGAUCUGCUGGGUAUGGGUCGUGAGGUAGAACAUCUUAUCCAGGAAAACGCCCAACUCCUAGAGACUAAAAAUGCUCUUACCAUGGCGAAAAAUGACCUGAUCGGUCGUGUCGAUCAGCUGACCUGCGACAACGAGGUUCUGCAGGGUGAGAUGGGAGUCCUUAGGAAGGCCAAAGACAAACUGGAGGAGAAGAACAAAGAGCUGGAGGAGGAGAUUAAAAAGGUUCGGGCAGAGUUAGAGGCGACCAAACAGAAGACUAAAGAGGAAGAUGAGAGUGACGUUCCCACAGCCCAGCGCAAGCGUUUCACAAGGGUGGAGAUGGCCCGAGUCCUGAUGGAGAGGAACCAGUACAAGGAGAGACUGAUGGAGCUGCAAGAGGCUGUUAGGUGGACAGAGAUGAUCCGGGCCUCAAGAGAGAACCCAGCUCUGAACGAGAAGAAAAAAUCCAGUAUCUGGCAAUUUUUCAGCAGGCUCUUCAGCUCAUCCUCCAGCGGCGCAGCUAAAAAGCCUGAGGCUCCUGUUAAUGUUAAGUACAACGCUCCCACCUCACAUAUUGUGCCCUCCGUUAAGAAGAGGAGCAGCAUGCUCGCUCAGCUGCCCAGCGACAAAUCAAAGGCUUUCGACUUCCUCAAUGACGAUCCGGAGGUGGAAAACAUCAUGUCACGUAGAGAACAGAAGAGAGCUCAGUACCAGCAGGUGAAGGCUCACGUCCAGAAAGAAGACGGUAGGAUACAAGCCUAUGGCUGGAGUUUGCCUCAGAAAUAUAAGGUCUCAAAUGGUGCACAAGGUGACGGUAAGCUAAAGAAUUUACCAGUGCCUGUUUACCUCAGACCUUUGGAUGAGAAAGAUGCUUCCAUGAAGCUGUGGUGUGCUGCUGGAGUGAAUCUGUCAGGAGGAAAGACACGUGAUGGAGGCUCUAUUGUGGGAGCGAGCGUGUUUUAUAGAGAUGUCUCAGAAACGGAGAGCAGCAGCCUGAGCCCCCGAAAGGCAAGAGGCUCCCAGAGCAGUUUAGACAAACUGGAGCAGGAACUGAAGGAGCAAGAGAAAGAGCUGAGGCAGCAGGAUGAGCUCUCCAGUCUGGUGUGGAUCUGCACCAGCACUCACACCACCUCCAAGGUCCUAGUGGUCGAUGCAAAUCAGCCUGGAACAAUCCUGGAGAACUUCUUCGUCUGUAACUCUCACUUGCUCUGCAUCACCAGUGUGCCAGGUGCUCGGGAGACGGAUUACCCCGCUGGUGAAGAAGUGCGUGCAAACAGCAAUACAGGUGGAUCUGAGGGGGCUUCACAGACAGGCACUGCAGCUACCAGCAGCUCUGCUGGCUCUGACCGUGGUCUGGAUGGCAUCACUGUGGUUGGCUGCUCUGUCGAGGGAGCUGUCGCUGUUCCCCAAACCGUAGACCGAACAGACUCCUUCGACGGUGACGUAUUAGAGCGGCGCACGCAGGUUGGAGUGGCUGCAGCUGAAGAGGCCUUGGAGGCCACAGAGAGCAGCAACAGCACGCCUGCAGAGGAAGACCAGCCUGGGAUCUACACAGAACAUGUGUUUACUGAUCCACUGGGAGUCCAAAACCCUGGAGACACUGUUUCUUCGUACACGCAGAGGGAAUGUGAUCUUGUAAAGGACGGGGUGAGUUUAAUACCUGACGAGCAAGACCUGAUGAGGGAGGAGGCUAACAAAAUGAGUAGUGUCCUGCCCACGAUGUGGCUCGGGGCACAGAACGGAUGUAUCUAUGUCCACUCUUCUGUUGCACAGUGGAAAAAAUGUCUGCACUCAAUAAAGCUGAAGGAUUCUGUUUUGGGGAUUGUACAUGUGAAAGGAAGAGUUUUAGUGGCCUUAGCUGAUGGCACUCUGGCUAUAUUCCACAGAGGAGUAGACGGUCAGUGGGAUCUAACCAACUACCACCUGUUGGACCUGGGCCGUCCGCAUCACUCCAUCCGGUGCAUGACUGUGGUGCACGAUAAAGUGUGGUGUGGGUACAGGAACAAGAUCUAUGUCAUCCAGCCCAAAGCUAUGAAUAUAGAGAAGUCCUUUGAUGCACACCCACGCAAGGAGAGCCAAGUGCGGCAGCUAGCCUGGGACGGAGACGGCAUCUGGGUGUCCAUUCGUUUGGAUUCCACACUUCGAUUGUUCCAUGCACACACUUACCAACAUCUGCAGGACGUCGACAUAGAGCCAUAUGUCAGCAAGAUGCUGGGCACUGGGAAACUGGGCUUUUCUUUUGUGAGGAUCACAGCAUUGAUGGUCUCGUGCAACCGCCUUUGGAUCGGAACGGGGAACGGCGUCAUCAUCUCUAUUCCUCUCACAGAUACGAAGACAGUCACCCAGGGAACGUCUAAUCGGCCGAGCAGCACGAUCCGUGUCUAUGGUGAUGAAAACAGUGAUAAAGUGACAGCGGGAACGUUUGUCCCUUUCUGCUCCAUGGCCCAUGCACAGCUCUGUUUCCAUGGUCACCGAGAUGCAGUCAAGUUCUUCACUGCUGUUCCGGGCCAGGUUGUCCCGUCGGCUGGAGCAGGAGGCGAGGCAGGCGCUGACAAGUCAGCAGCAGACUCGCCCACACCGGAGUUAUCUAAAUCAGUCCUAGUGAUGAGCGGUGGAGAAGGUUACAUUGACUUCAGAAUGGGUGACGAAGGAGGUGAAGGUGAGGACCUUCACGAACCCACUCUGAAGCUGCAGCCUUUCCUGGCAAAAGCCGAGCGCAGUCACCUUAUAGUGUGGCAGGUCAUGGUCACUGAAGGCUGAGCUCCGACGCUUUUACACUCCGGCAGCCAUCGACCAGCCAAGAGUGAACAGUUCGCCCUUCUGUUUCUGCUAUUAUUUCUCAUUUCUUACGUCUGCAGUCGAAGGGACACUGUUAUUGCGUCCAGCAAUUAGGAAGUCGCAUUCAAGGCUUGGCACAUUCACUUUUGUGGCAAUACGAGUCUUCAUCCUACACGCACUUAAACAGAUGGAUCCAUACAUCCAUCCAUCUCUCCGUAAAACACAUCUGAAGCUGAUGUGAUCGGUCCGGACAAUUCAGUGGGCGAGUUUUUGUGUUUUAAAUGUUUUUUUUCCAGCCAGUUUCUUUUCUUUUCUGUUUCAUGUUUUUUUUCUUCAAGCCUUGUCUGUCACAGUUCAAGAUCAAGAUAUCCAUCAACGUGGUGCACAAGUAGACAAUAGUUAAUUGAAAUACUGUGUUCUGUGUAAACAGCUGUUGUAAGUAGCUGCAGGGUGAAAUGUUUGCACAGCCAAAAGUCCCUUCUUGAGAAAUAGCUUCUCCUAGGCUAAGUCAAGGCUUGCAAAAAAGCUUGCAUGCCCUAGUGCCUGCUCUUGUCUUUUAGGUUGCUGUGCUGUGUUCUAAACUACGCCACCAUUUUCUUAGAUGAUUUCGGCAGGCACAAAAACAAAGCAGCAUUUUCAUCUGAUGUUCUUUGCUGCUCUGUGAUUACACAAAGGUUUGAUGAACGGCAGAAUAUCUAUUUAUAUAUUCAUGUUAACUUACCAAAGGAAUCCUGAGAAUUUGUAGUCAUUUUGUACGAUUGUGGAGGAUCAGAUCAUUACCUUCUGAUGAUAGGAACAGAUUUAACUCAUUACAUCAGCCAUAGUUCAGAGGAAACCUGUUAUGCAAUAUUGAUAGGAUCGUGACCUGGUCAUAGGCACAGUGGAGAUUUGUAUUUUCACUGCUUAGUUUCCUCAAUAGAGCUCUCUCUCUCUCUCUCUCUCUCUCUCUCUCGUGUAGAUUCGGAGACUAAAUACCUAUUUUUAUUAAACUUUUGUACCUUUUUGUCUUUUAGACUCGAACCACAGGCCUCUGUAUUGUGGUAAGAGUUGGCUAACAUAAUGCUGCUGUUAUGCUAGUGUUCGGGCGCACUGGAGGGGCUUCGUCUACAAUCCUUCCUCUUCCCCACGAGAGGAGAAACGGCUUUAGUCAUCUCAGUAUUUAUUUCUAUAAAGAGCCUUUGCAGAUAAGAAUGUAACUUUGUAUAUUGAAUAUAAAUAUAUCUAUAUAAAAUAUAAAUAUGUACAUGAAACCUAGACGGUGUGGAUUUGUUGUUUAGACAGAUUAAAAUUAGCACUAACCGUUUUUUUGAUAUGCAGAGGAUGUCGAACGAUUAACCUUAGAAAUGUACCAGUACUGAGCUAUGCACUAAUUUAUAAAGACCAGUGUGUGAGUAUGUGCUUGUUGGUUGUUUUGAGUGUGUUUGCUGGGUAUGUAGACUUGUGUGUAUGUUGAACUGUAUUCCUUCAGGCUACUUUUCCCCCAGAUCAGUGCGUGUAACGAUGGGAGUGGCAGCACGUGUCCCACCCAGAGCCCACUGCUGUGAAAGCUCCCGUCCCUCAGACAUCUACAGUGCCGUAUUUCCUUCAACGCAUCUUAGCCUUACGUUUUUUUAACAUCUAUUAAACUGACAUUUUGGGGAA
Tachysurus vachellii is the source of this 5920-nucleotide messenger RNA. RefSeq names its product sperm associated antigen 9b (gene spag9b). Gene Ontology annotation, biological process: vesicle-mediated transport. The record is from RefSeq and is a predicted model, not a curated record. Lineage: Eukaryota; Metazoa; Chordata; Actinopteri; Siluriformes; Bagridae. The transcript has 30 exons. Gene Ontology annotation, cellular component: cytoplasm. The coding region runs from base 296 to 4261 and encodes 1321 amino acids. Gene Ontology annotation, molecular function: signaling receptor complex adaptor activity; JUN kinase binding; kinesin binding.